Messenger RNA from Xenopus laevis (African clawed frog), 4142 nucleotides. RefSeq names its product netrin 3 L homeolog (gene ntn3.L). The record is from RefSeq and is a predicted model, not a curated record. Bases 424 to 2190 code for a protein of 588 amino acids. The transcript is spliced from 7 exons. Lineage: Eukaryota; Metazoa; Chordata; Amphibia; Anura; Pipidae. Gene Ontology annotation, cellular component: basement membrane; extracellular region. Gene Ontology annotation, biological process: dendrite development; tissue development; motor neuron axon guidance.
CUUGAAGUGGUAGAGCAGAGGAAGCACAGGGCUAUGUAACACAUCUCAGGCUGCUCUGCAUAACUCAGCAUCUACCAGGGUGACCCUCUUACUAGAGAUCUCUUUCUCUUUCACCCGCCGUUCCUUUAAUUAACUCGCAGCACCUUAUUUAACCCCCUGCAUGCCUUUUUACUAUAGUCUCAUCUUUCUUCUAUUUCACCCCUUUUUAGGAUAGUUUCCCCCUUUUCUCCAACUCCUAUCUGCCUGCACUAUAGCAGAGACAAUCGCAGGCGGUUAUAAAGGAAAAAAGUGCUUUUUCUGAGACAAUUUGCAGGAAUACAGCAUUGCACCUCUAUUGGAUGUGCCGGGCCUUCAUACAACCCCGGAUAAUACCCCGGAGCGGAGGAUUAAAGAGCAAGAGGAGUACCUGUCUUCUAACUGGCUAUGGUUUACCUACGGGAGAUGAGUCAUCUGUUCCUUCUUGUUUCAUUUUUUCCCAUGCUGCCUCACUCCGCAUCUUCUCCUUUCUCUGGGCAACAACAACCGCACUCUAUUCCAGACCCCUGCUAUGAUGAGCAUGGCCUUCCCCGACGCUGUGUGCCAGAAUUUGUUAAUGCAGCAUUUAACAAAGAAGUCCAAGCCUCCAGUACGUGUGGGCGUCCGGCAACUCGCCACUGUGAUGCUACAGAUCCUCGGAAGUCACACCCAGCCUCAUAUCUCACUGACCUUAACACGGCUGGGAACAUGACCUGCUGGCGAUCGGAGACCUUCCCUCGUCACUCUUCUCAGAACGUCAGUCUCACCCUCUCGUUGGGAAAGAAAUUUGAGGUAACCUAUGUGAGUCUUCAGUUCUGCUCUCCCCGUCCAGAAUCUGUGGCCAUUUUCAAGUCCAUGGAUUAUGGGAAAAGCUGGGUCCCAUAUCAGUAUUACUCAUCACAGUGUCGUAAAGUGUAUGGCAGACCUAGCCGUGCAAGUGUUACCAAACAAAAUGAGCAGGAGGCUUUGUGCACAGAUGGACAAACAGAACUUUAUCCACUCACUGGUGGACUAAUAGCCUUCAGUACAUUAGAUGGACGACCUUCUGCCCAGGACCUUGACAAUAGCCCUGUUCUGCAGGACUGGCUGACUGCCACGGAUAUUCGUGUGUUCUUCAGCCGCCCUCACCUUCUAGGAAACAAGGACUCUGAGGCAAGUGAUGAAGGCCCAGGUUUCUUCUACUCAGUGGGAGAGUUUCAAGUUGGGGGAAGGUGCAAAUGCAAUGGGCACGCAUCCCGCUGUGGCAAGGAUAAGGAGGGUCGCUUGAUCUGUGAUUGUAAGCACAACACAGAGGGCCCAGAGUGUGAUCGAUGUAAACCCUUUCAUUAUGACCGUCCAUGGCAGAGAGCCACUGCACGUGAGGCCAACGAAUGUAUGGCCUGCACCUGCAAUCUGCACGCCCGGCGCUGUCGCUUCAACAUGGAACUCUACAAGCUUUCCGGGAGGAAGAGUGGGGGCGUCUGCUUGAACUGUCGCCAUAACACAGCCGGACGCCACUGCCAUUACUGCAAAGAGGGCUUCUACAGGGAUGUUAGCCGGGCCAUCACUGACCGCAGGGUUUGUAAAGCCUGUGACUGCCAUCCUGUGGGAGCAGCUGGAAAAACCUGCAACCAGACCACUGGUCAGUGCCCUUGUAAAGAUGGAGUAACGGGCCUUACAUGCAAUCGAUGUGCCAAGGGAUACCAGCAGAGCCGUUCUCCUAUUGCUCCCUGUAUCAAAAUCCCAGCCAUGGUCCCUACCCCUGCUCUCACUAGCACAGAGGAGCCAGCUGAUUGUGAGCAGUACUGCAAGCCUCCCAAGGGAAACUACAAGAUCAACCUGAAGAAAUACUGCAAGAAAGAUUUUGUGGUCCAGAUAAAUGUGUUGGAGAUGGAGAUGAUUGGUUCAUGGGCGAAGUUCGCGGUCAACAUAUUGUCUGUCUACAAGUGCCGAGAUGACAGAAUAAAACGCGGGGACAACUUCCUAUGGAUUCACAUAAAGGACCUGUCCUGUAAGUGUCCCAAAAUCAUGCUGAGCCGCAGAUACCUUGUGAUGGGCAGCAGCGAAGGGCCUGGCGAGAGACCAGGACUCACAGCCGACAAGAACAGCAUGGUUAUCCAGUGGAGGGAUGCUUGGACCCGACGUCUUAGGAAACUUCAACGCAGAGAAAAGAAGGGCAAAUGUCUCAAACCCUAAAAAAAGUCUGAUGUUAAAGGUAUUCGGAACCCUGUAUAUAAAAGUUAUUGCUCUUGAGAUUGUGGACAUUCUUAUACCACCCAAUUUUAGAGGUGUUGUAAUAAUAGUGGUGCUGAGACUGCAGCCCAGACGAGGUCCACACAUGUGGAAUGAGGCUUCUUCUCGAAGGAUUAUGAAGGUAGAGUGAGAUUAUUGCAGUACUUACUUCCCACCUAUCUCAGAACCACUCCAGACAUUGCAUGCCUACGAGGACAGCUCCUGUAGCGUGCAUUAACAGCUCAAACAUUUCUUGGGUCGGAAUUCUGUUUUUCUGGAGUCACCAAGGCCAGAGUGCUAUAUUCUUAGGCAUUGAUAACAGGAAUUUGCAAGACUUGGCCGCCUGCAGCUCUCCUGAUAAACAUUUGUUGGAAAUUUUUACAUGAAAUGUAAACAGAGGAUAACGGGAAGAGCCAAACUUUAGCCAUGUUCUCUCAGACAAUGAUUUUUGCCAGAAGAUCUCCUUCAGAACUCUAUUCUGCCUUAAAGGGCAAUAUUUACAUGACUGUACUGGCAGAUUCCUAGCAAAAAAGAAAAUAAUAUGACAUAGCUUUACACGUAAGGCUAUUAACGUUCUCUUUACCUGGAGCCAUUUUUGGAUGAGCCCAGAACAAAAGCUGUUCCUGUUUUAUUCCAUCUUAAAAGUGCAUCCCGAAUGCCCAAAAUAUUCUGUUCUUGAACUUUAUGUGAUGACAAACAGACUGUAACAGGUGUCCGAUUAGAAUGUUAUGUUGGGUUGUGUUGACCCUACAGCCCAUCGAUAUGCCUUGUUUUCCCUAGUUAUGAAGACCUGCAGAGUACAGUAUAGUAAUUGAAAUCUCUGCCAAAGAACACAGCAUUUGGUGACGCUUUCCCUGAAGUUAUGAAUAAAAGGACCAUGGGGGGGGGGAACUGUGUAAAUUUGUUCAGAUAUGCAAAAUAGUGUGAGAAUGUACUUUUCCUUGUGUUUUACCUGCUUCAGUAAAGACUAUCCUCGGCGGCGGUGCUCUGUAGCACAAGUUUAGGCCUCUGAAGAAGAGAAUAACAUUAUUGUGGUUUGUGUAGUAUUUUUUGUACUUUUAAAAGUAGCCUUGGAACAUGGAAGGGCUGUAUGUCUGGUUUGUAAAAUAUCUAUACUUAUGGCCUCUUCAGUCACUGUUGCUUCUUUCCCUGAAAUAAACACACAAGUCCAGAAUGGGGUGAUGGUUGCUCAAUAAGGCACCAGUACCAUCUCUAGGUCCCAUGGGAAACUGGCUCAUACCACCCAGCAUUUGAAUUCUAAAAAGAGGAACAAUUUAGUCCAUAUACCUGCUCCUCCCCACCAUGCCCAGUUAAACCCAACACACCCUCAAAUCACCUGGAGCCCUUCUUUUGAGCUCUGAGACUUCACCUCCUAAAUCAAAAUAUAUGACAUACACAUAUGGGGCAACAACUAAAGCAUUUAGGAUUGGGUGGGGGGGGGGUGUAGAGCAGUUUUUUAAUGGAGCCCCUCAUUUUGUGGAGUUUGUUCCCCCUAAUUACAGGAUGUUCUGAUUGUAUAGUUCUUUUGAGAGACCAGCGUUGGACAGGAGUAUCCAGGUUCCACCGGUGGCCUGAGUCAAGACCUGUGUAUCUCUUUCAUCUCAUCUCGGUGUAUGCUAUCAGGGCUGUUCUUAGCAGAGUCAGUGAUGCCAAAAUGCCAUUGUUAUUAAACAGAACAGUCAGGACUUUUGUAGUUUAACUGCAGAUAGAUACUGGACCCUUUAAUUCUCCAUGAAAGUUUAAAGAGGGCACAGCCGUUUAAAAGCCUUGCAUAAUGUGUCUUCUUUUCAUUAAUCCCAAAGUUUUGGGAGCUGCCAGGAAAGAUGCUGGCAAUGAAUCCAUAUUGUGCUGUAUUCUCAAUAGAUAAAUCAUGUUAAAAUUGUUUCUCAUUAAAACCUCUCCCUUUUUAAUUUUCA